Messenger RNA from Cyprinodon variegatus (sheepshead minnow), 1131 nucleotides. Its product is annotated as coagulation factor XI-like. The transcript has 9 exons. The record is from RefSeq and is a predicted model, not a curated record. Gene Ontology annotation, cellular component: extracellular region. Gene Ontology annotation, biological process: proteolysis. The coding region runs from base 4 to 1131 and encodes 375 amino acids. Lineage: Eukaryota; Metazoa; Chordata; Actinopteri; Cyprinodontiformes; Cyprinodontidae. Gene Ontology annotation, molecular function: protein binding.
AAGAUGGAGUCCUAUUUUGUUUCAGCGUGCAUGUUGUUAGUAAGCAGCCUUUACAUCAGCCAAGCAUGUAUUCGAGGUUUUCUAGAGAAUGUGGAUUUUCCUGGCUCCGACAUAGCAAAUCUGUAUUCCCCAUCUGCACAGCAUUGUCAAGAGCUCUGCACCCAGCACCCAUCCUGCCUCUUCUUCAGCUUCAAUCGGCCAGACAAAUCUCUGGGGACGUUUCAAUGCUUCCUUAAAUCAAGCUCUUCUGGACACCCACGAUCUCAAGUUUUGCUGCUGGGCGUUACUUCUGGCUAUUCUCUUAAACCCUGCAAUCUGGACUCAAAACCUUGCUUCCCACAGAUCUUUGAGAAUUUGGACUUCCAUGGUGGAGAUUACAGAACAUUUUUCACUGUUAAUUUUGAAGAAUGUCAGAGAGUCUGCACAGAAGAUCCAGUGUGUCAGUACUUUACUUUUGUAACCGGGAACUUUACAACCUUGGACAUCAGGUAUAAGUGCCACCUUAAAUUCAGCUGGAAUGUGCCAAGGCCCUCUGUUAUAGUAUUGAAGGCUGGAGUCCUAUCUGGAUUCUCCAAAAAAUCGCAACUGUCUCAACAGUUUGACACAGUAUGUCAGAGCCAACUUUUUUCAGACACCGACUUCAGAGGAAGUGAUUUUAUGGAAUUGAAGGCUGUUUCUCCAGAACAUUGUCAGUUUCUCUGUUCUGUCCAUCCACAGUGUACAUACUUCUCUUUCAGCGGUCUUGACUUCAGAUGUUUUUUGAAAAACAAUCCAAACAGCAUGGUGGCAAAAACAAAAACUGGUGUCACAUCAGGAAUCCCAACACACCUCUGUCAGAUUGAUGAGAGUUGGGCGAAGCUGACUUACAAAGGAGUAGAUUUUAGCGGAUCUGACAUUAGUUCGGAGGUGGUGAACUGUGCUGAACACUGUCAGGAGAAAUGCACUGAGAACCCUAACUGCCAAUUCUUCACCUACCACAAUGGAAGCUUCUUUCAUCCCAGCCAUCGGCACCGUUGCUACAUGAAGAGAGUGAUCACCAUGCCAGCUCCUUCCAAAGUUAAAAAACUGGCCAAUGUUGUGUCUGGUUUCACCUUAAGAAACUGUAGAAGAGCAGAAAAAUCCCAAGAUUAA